This is a messenger RNA of Aspergillus terreus NIH2624, 1533 nucleotides long. RefSeq lists its product as uncharacterized. NCBI's taxonomy places the organism in Eukaryota, Fungi, Ascomycota, Eurotiomycetes, Eurotiales, Aspergillaceae. The record is from RefSeq and is a predicted model, not a curated record. The coding region runs from base 1 to 1533 and encodes 510 amino acids. Gene Ontology annotation, molecular function: sulfuric ester hydrolase activity. The transcript has 3 exons.
AUGGAGGCCAAGAGACCCAACAUCCUCUAUAUCAUGGCCGACCAGAUGGCGGCUCCUCUGUUGUCCAUCCACGACCCAACAUCACCCAUCAAGACCCCGAAUCUCGAUCGGUUGGCUCGUGAUGAUCAGCUACAUGGCUAUGAGCAGCGUUUGACUAGUGACAUCUACCCCGGUGACUAUGGUUGGUCGGUGAACUGGGAUGAGCCGGAUGUCCGUCUUGACUAUUACCAUAAUAUGUCCUCCGUCUUGGACGCGGGACCUGUGGUGCGCACCAACCAACUUGACUUUGAUGAAGAAGUGAUCUAUAAGUCAACCCAGUAUCUGUAUGAUCAGGUGCGAUACCGCAAUGAUCAACCAUUCUGCCUGACAGUUUCCAUGACACACCCCCACGAUCCUUAUGCAAUAACUAAGGAAUUCUGGGAUCUGUACGAGGAUGUCGAGAUCCCUCUGCCAAAGCAUUCAGCUAUUCCGCAUGAUCAACAGGAUCCACACUCACAACGCGUGCUCAAGUGUAUUGACCUGUGGAACAAAGAGCUUCCUGAGGAUCGUAUACGUGCCGCACGUCGUGCUUACUAUGCAGCUUGCACAUACGUGGAUACUAACAUUGGUAAACUCUUGCGUGUGCUCGAGGAGACCGGGUUGUCUGAGAAUACUAUUAUUGUGUUUACGGGCGACCAUGGUGAUAUGCUUGGUGAGCGAGGACUGUGGUAUAAAAUGACCUGGUUUGAAAACUCCGCCCGCGUUCCGAUGAUUUUCCACGCUCCCAAGCGCUUCGCUCCUCAUCGAGUCCCUGAGAACGUGUCGACGAUGGACCUGCUGCCGACAUUCGCUGAUCUCGUGGGCGCCCAACUCAUUCCAGGUCUUCCUAUGGAUGGAGUCUCCCUGGUCCCUUAUUUGACCGGCAGAGAAGGCCUCCGUACUGACACGGUCUACGGCGAGUAUAUGGGCGAGGGCACCCAAGCACCAAUUAUCAUGAUUCGCCGCGGCCGUUGGAAGUUUGUGUACUCGGCCAUCGAUCCGCCGAUGCUUUUCGAUCUCGUCAAUGACCCAGAAGAAAAGACAAACCUCGUUGCUGGCUUACCAGUCCUGUCAGUCUCAAGCCCAAUGGUCCCUACUAAACCGAUGACUUCCUCGCCGGCUGGACUACCCACCCCGGAGGGCACCCCCCGAGCAUCUCCAAAGCCGCAAGAUACCAAUCAGUCUGUGCUCGGUUCUGUCAAGCUGCCACCCACACCCGAAGGCAUGGACCCCGUCAGAGCUUUGGGUUAUUUCCUCGCGGAAAUCAAUACCCACUGGAACUUGGAGAAGAUACGCCAGGAUGUCCUGCACUCACAGCGCCGCCGCCGCUUGGUCUACUCGGCCCUUAUCAAGGGUACCAUCCAGACAUGGGACUAUGAGCCGCGGGUCGAUCCCACUACCCAGUACGUGCGCAACCAGGGUAGAGGCGUUCUUGAUGAUGUCGAAUUUAUGUCGCGCUGGCCGCGCGCCCUGCAGCAAGCCGCGAACUCCAACACCCUUUCUACAUCUGGCUAG